CGUACGACGUGUAACGGAGAGCGUCAGUUUUAUCGUAGCCUGCUCGAAUUUGCUGUACACUUUCUUACGGUAUAAAUCAAGCAGUAAUGGAACCGAAAAAGGAUAGUGUUAACAAAGUAAAAAGGAAAACUGUUAGAACUACGAUAGAGGUGAAAAAAGUAAUAAUAUCCGAACACGAACGCGGCGUUCGCGUUUCGGAUCUGGCUUUGCAGUUCGGUAUGCCGAAAUCGACGGUCUGCACAAUACUAAAAAAUAAAGUGGCAAUCAAGGAAGCUGAUGUUGCAAAAGGUGUGAAAGUACUUACCAAACAGAGACCAAAGAUGCUUGAACAAGUGGAAAAAUUAUUGCUAAUUUGGAUAAAUGAGAAGCAGUUGGCUGGUGAUAGAGUUUCUGAGGGUAUGAUUUGUGAGAAAGCGAGGCAAUUAAGCGACGAUCUGUUAAAGAAAGACCCAGCCACAAGUGCUGACACUGAGGUGUUCAAAGCUAGCAAAGGUUGGUUCCAGAAAUUUAAGAGGAGAAGUGGCAUAUCUAGAGAGACUGCUGCAAGUGCAAACAAAGAAGUUGCUGAGAAUUAUGUGGAAGAUUUCAGUGACUAUGCCUGGAAGAAAUUGUGGCCUGACUUUGCAGAUGAUAGAAACAUUCAGAACAUUAAGACUGAGCCUUCAGAUGUUAUCGAUGAUGUUGUUGUAGGAAAGAGUUGUCACUUGAAUGUUGAAAAAGCUGAUGUGUUCAGGAAAGAUCUUAGCACUGAAGAACUGGAACAGAUUCAGAGGGAGCAGUUAAAAAUGGAGGUGCAGGAAACAUCUUCAGAGGUAGAUGAUGAAAGGGAGGAUGUUCCUAGUUCUUUUAUCUAUGAAAUGUGUGAGAAAUGGUGUCAAGUGCAAAGUUUUGUGGAAAGAUAUCAUCCUGACAAAGAAGUAGCAAACAGUCUCAUAAACCUUUUCAGUGACAGUGUGGUGUCUCACUUCAGAGGCAUUUUGAAUGAUAGGCAAAUACAUUCAGACAGGGUUUUAGUGAAUCAAUGGUCUAAUAUGUCUGAACUAGAAUCGAGUGAUGAUAAUACACUUACAAAGAAGAGAGAAAACCCAAGAAAGACAGUAAUUCAUCAGGUGCAGAUGGAUACGCAAACAAAGAGUCCGGCAGUUCAAAGCAGAUGUCUCGAAAUAUCCACAACAGAAGAAAACUAUGAUAAAACGGAUUGCGACGAUGAAGCGAAUAUUUUGGGAAAAAGUUGGGCGAUGGAGUUCAAGAGAUUGAAUCCGGAUCAGCAGUUGUUCGCGAAGAAGGCAAUAAACGAUAUUUUCUUCGAAGCUCGUCAGGGCAACCUCGACAGAUAUUCAGUGCGUAUCAACGAAAUGAAUGCGUCGCACUCUGCAACCGUAUCUGCAGAGGAUACCAAAGAACAGUCAUAUUCGAAUGAACUGAGUGGAGCAUGGCAAGCUUACUUGUGCAACGUAGGUAAAGGACGAACGGAUAAAAGAAAUUUGGCGGAAGAUCCGAAUGGUGUAUUCGUAAAGGAGGAACCUGUAGAUUAUUAGUGAACGCCAUACAAUGCCCACAAAACAAAUAAUGUGGGAACUUUAUUAUAAUAACGUAUUAUAUUUAUGUUUAAAAAAAA
This is a messenger RNA of Nicrophorus vespilloides, 1618 nucleotides long. RefSeq lists its product as uncharacterized. Gene Ontology annotation, molecular function: DNA binding. The record is from RefSeq and is a predicted model, not a curated record. Gene Ontology annotation, cellular component: nucleus. Bases 87 to 1538 code for a protein of 483 amino acids. Lineage: Eukaryota; Metazoa; Arthropoda; Insecta; Coleoptera; Silphidae. The transcript has 2 exons.